Molecule: messenger RNA, 1026 nt
Organism: Phaeoacremonium minimum UCRPA7
Lineage: Eukaryota; Fungi; Ascomycota; Sordariomycetes; Togniniales; Togniniaceae
Product: putative geranylgeranyltransferase beta subunit protein
Exons: 2
Coding region: 1-1026 (341 amino acids)
Biological process (GO): protein geranylgeranylation
Cellular component (GO): Rab-protein geranylgeranyltransferase complex
Molecular function (GO): Rab geranylgeranyltransferase activity
Source: RefSeq, a predicted model, not a curated record
AUGGCCCCUCAAUCAGAUAAACUACCAGACGAGCUUCUCCACUCUAUGGCCGAUAAAGUUGACAGCUUGUCGCGGUUGGCGACAGAGAAACAUGUCACAUACAUCCAAAGUCUGGAUACGAAGAAAGACGAGUACGACUACUGGCUCACUGAACACCUGCGCCUGAAUGGCCUCUACUGGGGCCUGAACUCACUUCAUCUUCUCGGACAUCCCAACGCGCUCCCACGGGAUAAGACGAUCGAUUUCGUUCUCUCAUGUCAGCACGAGAACGGAGGCUUCGGCGCCGCUCCGGGGCAUGAUGCCCACAUGCUGUCCACCGUCAGCGCAGUGCAAAUUCUUGCAAUGAUCGAUGCAUUUGACGAGCUGGAGAAGCGGGGCAAGGGGAAGGCGACAGUGGGCAAAUUCAUAGCAGAUCUCCAGAACCGGGAAACUGGCACAUUUGCUGGCGAUGAGUGGGGCGAAGAAGACACUCGCUUUCUCUAUGGUGCCCUCAACGCGCUGUCUCUGUUGGGGCUGUUGUCUCUUGUGGAUGUCGACAAGGCUGUGGAGCACAUUGCCGCAUGCGCCAACUUUGACGGCGGCUAUGGAGUCAACCCCGGCGCCGAGUCUCACUCGGGCCAGAUCUUCACAUGUGUGGCUGCUCUGUACAUAGCCGACCGGCUAGAUCUUGUCGACACAGACCGGCUUGGCCGGUGGCUCAGCGAGAGGCAAGUCGCGAGCGGCGGGUUCAAUGGCCGGCCUGAGAAGUUGGAGGACUCCUGCUACAGCUGGUGGGUUCUGAGCAGUCUCAAAAUGAUCAAUAAGGUCCACUGGAUCGACAGGGAAAGGCUCAUACAGUUCAUCCUGAAAUGCCAGGACCCUGAGCUUGGUGGCAUUGCAGAUCGACCUGGAGAUAUGGUAGAUGUCUGGCACACGGUGUACUCGGUAGCUGGGUUGAGCUUGCUAGAUUAUGAGGGCUUGGAGGUGGUGCAUCCGGCCUACUGCAUGCCCGUCUCUACCAUUGAACGCGUCCUGGGCAAGAAAUAA